AGCUCGGGAUGCCCGAGCCUGCCCCGAGCCUCGGCGGAGCGGAGCUGCUGUGGUCCCCGCUGCGCCCCGCGGAGGAGCGCGCUGCCUCAAGCGCGCCGGGAGCCGCCUGCAGGAGGCCCGGGAUGACUUGGCGGGGCUGCGCUCUGGCGCCCUGCCUGCUCCUGUCGCUGCACGGUGUUGCAGUAUCCCUGGAAGUGUCAGAGAGCCCUGGCAGUAUUCAGGUGGCCCGGGGUCAGACAGCCGUCCUGCCGUGUACUUUCUCCACCAGCGCUGCCCUCCUUCACCUCAAUGUCAUUUGGAUGGUCAUUCCCCUUUCUAAUGCAAACCAACCUGAACAGGUCAUUCUCUUUCAGGGUGGACAGACAUUUGAAGGUGCCCCCCGGUUCCAUGGCAGGGUAAAAUUCAUUGGCACCAUGCCGACCACCAAUGUCUCUAUCUUCAUCAAUAACACUCAGCUGUCAGAUACAGGCACCUACCAGUGCUUAGUCAACAACCUUCCAGACAGAGGAGGCAGGAACAUUGGGGUCACUGGCCUCACAGUGUUAGUUCCCCCUUCUGCUCCACACUGCCAAAUCCAAGGGUCCCAGGACAUCGGCAGCGAUGUCAUCCUCCUGUGCAGUUCAGAGGAAGGCAUUCCUCGGCCAACUUACCUUUGGGAGAAGUUAGACACUACAUUCAAGCUACCUCCAACAUCCACUCAGGACCAGGUCCAGGGAACAGUCACCAUCCGGAACAUCAGUGCCCUGUCUUCAGGUUUGUACCAGUGUGUGGCUUCCAACGCCAUUGGGACCAGCACCUGCCUUCUGGAUCUGCAGGUUAUUUCACCCCAGCCCGGAAGCAUUCGAGUCCUAGCUGGAGCCAUUGGCACUGGUGCCGUCAUUAUCAUUUUUUGCAUUGCACUAAUUUUAGGAGCAUUCUUCUACUGGAGAAGCAAAAAUAAAGAGGAGGAGGAGGAAGAAAUUCCGAAUGAAAUCAGAGAGGAUGAUCUUCCGCCUAAAUGCUCUUCUGCCAAAGCCUUUCAUACGGAGAUAUCCUCCUCAGAGAACAACACAUUGACCUCUUCCAAUACCUACAAUAGUAAAUAUUGGAGCAACAAUCCAAAAGUUCAUAGAAACAGGGAGUCCUUCAACCACUUCAGUGACUUGCGGCAGUCUUUCUCUGGCAAUGCUGUCAUCCCAUCCAUCUAUGCGAAUGGAAACCAUUUGGUCCCAGGUCCACAUAAGACUCUGGUAGUGACAGCUAACAGAGGGUCGUCACCCCAGGUCACACCCGGGAAUGAUGGCUCAGUCAGCAGGAAGCCUCAACCUCAGCACACACAGUCCUACACCAUCAGCCAAGCAACCCUGGAGCGCAUUGGUGCAGUGCCUGUCAUGGUGCCAGCCCAGAGUCGGGCAGGGUCCUUGGUAUAAGACAUUUGGGGAUGCUGUGUUAAGAUGAAAAUAAAUGGAAUGCCUACAAAUAAGGAGAGAGUGGGGUGGGUGUGUGCUGGAAAGACACUUUUGUUAAGAUCACAUUAGUAAAAAGCACAAAGAAGAAGGCCGUCCGUUUCCUGGUUGCUGUGAUGUGUCUUCAGACUGGCCUGGAGUGCUUUGAGGAUAGUUUUCUCACUGCAAUUUGGUUAAAAUUGCUGCACCUCAACGAUGUGCCAAGCCAAGGAGAAAGCUAGAAGAGCACUUAUGACCCAAACCGUGGUCCGGGUGGAUCUGUUCUUUAAUUCUUGCCCAAUUUAAUCAUUUUCAGGAGACUAAAGUGCCAGGUGAAGUUUAAAUAUUGAAAUUAUUUUUAAAAAAUAGGUGUCUUUAGAAGAAAAUUUUGAGCAACCCUGUGGCAUGUUCUGCCUCCUACUCCUUUAUAAGGGCAAGGGCUUAAUGGUACUAGCCAUAGUGUCCCAACUGGGCUGGCUCUUUAUCAUAAAGUCAAAACUUUUUACUGACAAUAUUCAGUGAGAAAUGGGGGGAAACAAAGGAAACCUCUUGGAACCCCUUGGUGUUUAUUUAUUUACCUCUUCCUGAACCAUGAAUUUCAUAUUUGGAAUUGAGCUAUAUUGACAGAUUCUUAUGCCUGUCUCUGUUAUUCUGGGAUCUGUUAUAGGUCCACGGCAAUUACUGUUCAUUAUUUUCUGAAAAAUAGUUUUUUUUUUAAAGAAACUUUCUUUUUUAAAUGCUUGAGAGGCAUUCAGCUAGGAAAGCAAAAACUUUACACCUUACCUUGUUCAGUGAUUGUGUUUAGCGAGCCCAGCAGGAGGCUUGUCACAGAAAAGGUUCUGGAGGUUGACUGGGCAGUGAAGAAGCUGGAGGCAGGAGGGAGCAGCCUUCCCCUGCUCUCAGAGGCUGGAAAGGAGCAAGGUUGUCCAGGGCUACUUUACUAUCACAGGGGUUGCUCUUAAUGAGGGCAGAACCUGAUGCCUUUUGUACUGAGGAAGAUAAUUCCCUCUUGUUUGACAAAUAGAGGUUAGUAGAUUGUUAUAGGAAGGGUAGGAAUUGUUUUGGUUUUGUUGCUUUCAAAAUAAUUCUUUUUGCAAAAGAGAUAAGAGUUAGACAAAUGGGGGGUAUCUUCCAGGGUGCUCUUGGAGGGUCUGCCCUGGAUCUGAAAGCUCAGGGUUGCAAUUUUGCCUGAAUCCAUUGCGUACGAGUGUAAAGAGACUCCUUUUUGUGAUUAAUUACUUGGCUUGGCUGGCCUUGCAGUUUACUGAAUUCAUUUACAGACUCUCUACUCUGUUUUGUGCUGUGUAUAUCAGGCUGUACUUGUAUUGGUGGCUAUUCGCCUUAAUCACACGUUAGGCAACCCUAGGUGAUUUCUUCCCAGAUUUGUUGCUAAGUUAUUUGUAUUGCCCCCACAAUUUAGAGAGAACAUUCUUGCUUUCUUUGCGUGCUCUUCAUCUCUCAUCCCGCCAUGCUGCUUGCCUUCUUUUUCUUCAUAGGGAGUGACCUCCUGGCUUCUCAGUUAUUUGAGUAAAUGGAAACCAUCAGCUGCUGCAAUACUGUUUUUCCAAGAGGGCCACAUUCAGAACUUAACUAUUGUGACCGUUUUAAUGUUGAUAUAAAAAGCUGCAUUUAUCUUAGCAUUACUUAUUUUUUUCCAUUUGAUGGUUCUUGACUUUGUAAAAAUUUAAAUAAAUGAAUGUCUACUUUUUAUAAGGAAAAGUGAAAA
Messenger RNA from Nannospalax galili (Upper Galilee mountains blind mole rat), 3150 nucleotides. It is a transcript of the gene Igsf11, whose product is annotated as immunoglobulin superfamily member 11. Bases 9 to 1409 code for a protein of 466 amino acids. Gene Ontology annotation, molecular function: ionotropic glutamate receptor binding. The transcript is spliced from 7 exons. NCBI's taxonomy places the organism in Eukaryota, Metazoa, Chordata, Mammalia, Rodentia, Spalacidae. The record is from RefSeq and is a predicted model, not a curated record. Gene Ontology annotation, biological process: homophilic cell-cell adhesion. Gene Ontology annotation, cellular component: cell-cell junction.